Molecule: messenger RNA, 1344 nt
Organism: Naegleria fowleri
Lineage: Eukaryota; Heterolobosea; Eutetramitea; Acrasida; Naegleriidae
Exons: 2
Coding region: 1-1344 (447 amino acids)
Source: RefSeq, a predicted model, not a curated record
AUGGAGAACGAUAGCUUCUCUUCCGAUUCAUCCGGUGAUGAGGAAAUGGUGAUGAUCAUGACGAGUGAACAAAUCGAAAAAAGCACUCAUUGGAACACGAACAUCAUUGCACCAUAUGCAGCAUUUGAAUCAUGUGGAAUGUUGCUCAGAAAUUUUCAUGCACGAACAGGAAAAUUUCUCUUCCAUGUCAUUCCUUCUAUUAUUACCUCACGAAUCAUUUAUGGUGUUGAACAGAGAAGAAUUCUCGAAACUGAUUUACCAAUUCCGAGAAAUAUUGACGAUAAUAUUAACACACCUCUCUCAGAUGGAGCAUUGUGGUUCACUGUCCAUGAGCUUGCACAUUACGACAAUUUAGAAGAACUACCAAAUUUUAUGGAAAAACUUUCUGCACAAGACACUCACACUCCAUCCACGUAUGAGAUCGUUGCUCUUACAUACAAACAAGGUACUGGUGUGGAAUGGAUCGUUGUGAAACAUCAAGAAGAAAAUUCUGAUCUAGUCAAAGUGUCCACUUUACAGAAAGAUACACAGUAUGAACCUGUAAUUCUUGAAACAAGUAAUAGGGCAAACAUUGCAGUUCAUGUGACCACAUGCACUCCAACGCCAUGUAUUUCUUGUGUUUACAGAAACCAAAAUAACAAAUUGAUGUUGAAUAUAUUUAAGAUGGGCGAAAAGCUUCCGUUUUUUGAAGUAGAAGUGAAAAUGCCUCUUGGAGACAAUGAGGUUACAAGUGUGACAAUCUUGGAAUCUGUAGCCGAGCAAAAUACCAGUAGUAGUAGUGGUAACAGACAAGCGUUUUUGUUGGUUGGUCCCAAAUUAACACAUCUUGGAUCUAUUGUUUCUUUAUUACAAGUUCAACAGAGAAUUGUAAUUUUGGGAUCAAACAAGCUUGUCAUUACAAAAUCUGACGAUACCCAAAAGUUAAAAAAUCUGUCGCGCUCGUUACCAAAUGAAAAAGGUAACAAGAAGCAUAUUAUACCAGGGGUAUUUUGGUGUAACCUUGCAGAGCAUGAAAAUGAACAAGCUCAAAGAAUGUGCUUGAAUGCCAGCUCUACACUUUUAGCUACCAUCACCAACCGGGGUGUGUUGCGAAUAUUUCAAGUUAAUUUUAGUGACGGCAAAUACGAGCUUGCAUUCCAAACCUCGUUUGUUCAUGAAGGUGGAACUAGAAAUUGUCUCUCUUUGUCAUUUGACAAGAAGUUUGCAACAGGCGACAAAAAAACCAGAGAACUUGUCGUUGUUUGUUUUGAGCAAGGACUUGUUUAUGUUGUAGAGCCUAUUUAUCAACAUGCUGUUAAAACAAGCAACAUCAAGCUCGAUUCAGACGAUCUUAUUGAACUUUAA